UGUUGCUUGCUUUGAGAAUAAAUCAUCACCAUCUUCACCACAAUCAUAGCUGGAUGCUGAGAGAAAAGAAGAAAGCGGAAAUUCAAAGUCACUCUUCUUUUUUCUUCUUCUUCCCCCACUAACAAUAAAGAGAGGGAAGAUUCUGAUCUGAUUCAAGGAGAAAAGAGGAAAAGAGAGAGAAAGCAAAAGGAGCAAAAAUUCAAUCAAUACAAUUCCAAAUCAUCCAUCAUCUUCAAACUUCCUUUAUCGAUUUCUGCUCAUACAACCCUCAUUUGUCAAUUGUCUUCAUUUCAUUUAUUUUUUCUCCACUACCUAACUCCACCUUCAAUCACCCCUUUUAGACUUCCACAGCAAACAUAAUCAUUCCAUUAGACUCAGAAACUCAAAAAGUUAAGCUCAUUUUUAGCUACCAUUUUCACCCCUUUUUCCACCUCCAUGAAUCUCGCUUGAUUCAUCAUUCCAAUCCCCCCUUUUUUGGUUGUUUCCAUUGAAGAAAACAAUGGCUGCUGAAAGACCAAUCUCCAAAGGGCAAGCAUGGUUCUGCACCACAGGAUUACCGAGUGAUGUGAUAAUUGAAGUUGAUGACAUGACUUUUCAUCUCCACAAGUUUCCUCUGAUGUCGAAAAGCCGAAAGCUUCACGAGAUAAUUACAGAGCAAGAAAACAGCCAAGAAGCUCUAAAAUUAGCAAGAAUCAGAGGCUCCUCUGAACCCGACCACAACUCCGACAACGACAUUGCAGAGAAACAAGAAAUCGAGGAAGAAGAAGACGACGACGCCCACUGUCACAUCACGCUCCCAGAUUUCCCGGGCGGCUCCGACUCCUUCGAGACCGCCGCGAAAUUCUGUUACGGCGUCAAAAUAGACCUCUCCGCCGCCAACGUCGCCCCCCUCCGUUGCGCCGCCGAGUAUCUGGAGAUGACGGAGGAGUACUCCGAAGAGAAUCUGAUUUCGAAAACAGAAAAAUUCCUCUCUCAGUCAGUCCUCAAGAAUAUCAAACUCUCACUCAAAACACUCACCUCCUGCGAAGGGCUGCUCCCCACGGCGGAGAAUUUGGGGAUUGCUCAGAGAUGCAUCGAAGCUAUUGCGACCAAAGCCGCGGCUUCGGAUCCGUCGCUGUUUGGCUGGCCGAUUAACGACGGAGUUACGAACAACAAGAAUGAAGCUAAUCCGCGAAGAACUACGAGAGGUGGAGCUGCGGCGGCGGAGUCGUGGUUGGAUGAAUUAGGUUUUCUGAGCUUGCCGUUUUUCAAGAGCUUGAUUUUCGCCAUGAGAGCGUUGGAUGUGAGUGGGGAGAUCAUCGAGAGCUGCUUGAUUCACUACGCGAAGAAGUUCAUUCCUGGAAUUUCGCGGACUAAUCGGAAGCCGCCGCCUCCGUCGUCGUCUUCAUCAUCUGGCAUUGCGCCGACGGAGAACGACCAGAGAGAGCUGCUGGAAACGGUUAUCGCUUAUCUCCCGAAGGAGAAAGCGUCGCGAUCGGCUUCCAACGCCACGAGGUUUUUGUUUGGAUUGCUGAGAACUGCGUAUAUUUUGAAUGCCUCUGAGGCCUGCAGAAUAACAUUGGAGAAGAAGAUCGGGUUGCAGUUAGAGCAGGCGACGUUAGACGAUCUGUUGAUUCCGAGCUACUCAUAUUUGAAUGAAACUUUGUACGAUGUGGACUGCGUGGAGAGGAUUUUGAGCUAUUUUCUGGCAGGAAUGGAAGACAGAUCUGCAAUAGAAGGCGGAGAUGAGAAUACCAGCGUCAGAUCUGCGGCGCUGAUGCUCGUCGGAAAAUUGAUCGACGGAUACUUAUCGGAAAUCGCUUCGGACGCCAAUUUGAAGCCGGAAAAGUUCUACGAGCUCGCCGUUGCAUUGCCGGAUCACGCUAGGCUCUUCGACGACGGCCUCUAUCGAGCCGUUGAUGUUUAUCUCAAGGCGCAUUCAUGGAUUCCGGAGGCGGAGAGGGAGAAGAUCUGCGGUGUUCUGGAUUGCCAGAAGUUGACGCUAGAGGCAUGCACUCACGCCGCUCAGAACGAGCGGCUGCCGCUGAGGGCGGUGGUGCAGGUGCUCUUCUUCGAGCAGCUUCAGCUCCGCCACGCCAUCGCCGGAACUCUGAUAUCCGGCGAUGGAGGCGGAGGAGCAGAGGGCAGUGAGGAGGAAGAGGAAGAGGAUCACGAGGAGGAGAACGAGAGGGCAGUGGCGCUGGUGGCGCGGACGCCGGAGGGGAGGGGGACGUGGAUAGCGGCGGCGAGGGAGAACGAGGUGCUGCGAUCGGAUAUGGAUACGAUGCGGACGCGGGUGCACGAGCUGGAGAGGGAGUGCACCAACAUGAAGAAGGCGAUAGAGAAGAUUGACAAGGUGGGGGAAGGAGGACACGUGGAGAAAGGUGGUUGGCGGGCCAAGUUUGGGUGCAAGUUCAAGACCCAAGUCUGCGAUUCACACGAGCCCACCGUGGUCAACACUAGAAAGCCCAGGGCUCACCGCCGGGAACAAUAAACCUUAAAUUCUUGAGUUUAUUAUUGAGACUAGUUUUUAUUCUUGACGACUCUCUCUUUAUUUUUUUUGUGAAUACAAGUAAUUUAUGAAUGUGUUACUA
Molecule: messenger RNA, 2573 nt
Organism: Salvia hispanica
Lineage: Eukaryota; Viridiplantae; Streptophyta; Magnoliopsida; Lamiales; Lamiaceae
Product: Phototropic-responsive NPH3 family protein
Molecular function (GO): protein binding
Source: RefSeq, a predicted model, not a curated record